This is a messenger RNA of Phlebotomus argentipes, 3043 nucleotides long. RefSeq names its product coatomer subunit beta' (gene beta'COP). The record is from RefSeq and is a predicted model, not a curated record. Gene Ontology annotation, biological process: intra-Golgi vesicle-mediated transport; intracellular protein transport; retrograde vesicle-mediated transport, Golgi to endoplasmic reticulum. Lineage: Eukaryota; Metazoa; Arthropoda; Insecta; Diptera; Psychodidae. Bases 116 to 2881 code for a protein of 921 amino acids. Gene Ontology annotation, molecular function: protein binding; structural molecule activity. The transcript has 4 exons. Gene Ontology annotation, cellular component: COPI vesicle coat.
CAGAAGAAGAAGAAGUACGACACGUCUUCGGUUUCGAGGUGUCUCGAGAAAAUUUGUUGAUUUCCAUCAAAAAGUGUGAUAUUUCAGUGAAAAUCUACUUGGAUUCUGUGCAAAAAUGCCUCUCCGGCUGGACAUCAAGAGACGGCUCACGAGCCGCUCCGACCGGGUGAAGUGUGUGGAUCUGCACCCGUCGGAGCCGUGGAUGCUGUGCGCUCUCUACAGCGGUCACGUGCACGUGAUGAACUACGAGAACCAGCAGAUGGUGAAGGACUUCGAGGUGUGCGAUCUGCCCGUGAGAUCCGCGCGCUUCGUGGCGCGCAAGAAUUGGGUCAUCACCGGAUCCGACGACAUGCAGAUCCGCGUAUUCAACUACAACACGCUGGAGAAGGUGCACUCGUUCGAGGCGCAUUCGGACUACGUGCGCUGCAUCGCGGUGCAUCCCACGCAGCCGCUGAUCUUGACCAGCAGCGACGACAUGCUGAUCAAGUUGUGGAACUGGGAGAAGAUGUGGGCGUGUCAGCGCGUCUUCGAGGGCCACACGCACUACGUCAUGCAGAUUGUGUUCAAUCCGAAGGAUAACAACACGUUCGCCAGUGCGUCGCUGGACAGGACUGUGAAGGUGUGGCAACUGGGCAGCAACGUGGCCAACUUCACGCUCGAGGGCCACGAGAAGGGCGUGAACUGCGUGGAUUACUACCACGGCGGCGACAAGCCGUACCUCAUCAGCGGCGCCGACGAUCGCUACGUGAAGAUCUGGGACUACCAGAACAAGACGUGCGUGCAGACGCUGGAGGGCCACGCGCAGAACAUCUCGGCAGUGUGCUUCCACCCAGAGCUGCCCAUCGUGCUCACAGGCUCCGAGGACGGCACGGUGCGCAUCUGGCACUCGGGCACGUAUCGCCUGGAGACCAGCCUCAACUACGGCUUCGAGCGCGUGUGGACAGUGGCGUGCAUGCGCGGCACCAACAACGUGGCGCUGGGCUACGACGAGGGCUCCAUUAUCAUCAAGGUGGGCCGCGAGGAGCCCGCAAUGUCCAUGGACGUGAACGGCGGCAAGAUCAUCUGGGCGAAGCACUCGGAAAUGCAACAAGUCAACCUCAAGGCGCUGCCGGAAGGCACUGAAAUCAAGGACGGCGAGCGGCUGCCCGUGGCCGUGAAGGACAUGGGCGCCUGCGAGAUCUAUCCGCAGACCAUCGCGCACAAUCCCAACGGGCGCUUCGUGGUGGUUUGCGGCGAUGGCGAGUACAUAAUCUACACUUCCAUGGCGCUGCGAAACAAGGCCUUCGGCUCGGCUCAGGAGUUUGUGUGGGCGUCGGAGAGCAGUGAGUACGCGAUCAGGGAGAGCAGCGGCACGGUGAAGCUGUUCAGGAACUUCAAGGAGCGGAAGAGCUUCACGCCGGACUACGGCGCGGAGAGUGUUUUCGGCGGCUACAUGCUGGGCGUGCGCACGUCCUCGGGGCUGACGUUCUACGAUUGGGAGUCGAUGGAACUGAUCCGGCGCAUCGAGGUGCAGCCGAAGCACGUGUUCUGGAACGAAUCAGGCUCGCUGGUGUGCCUGGCCACGGACGAUUCAUACUUUAUUCUGAGCGUGGACACGAGCACAAUCGCGGGCGCGCUGGAGUCGAAGCAGGGACUGACGGAGGACGGCAUUGAGGACGCCUUCGAGGUGCUGGGCGAGGUGCAAGAGGUGGUGAAGACGGGCCUGUGGGUCGGUGACUGCUUCAUCUACACGAACUCCGUCAACAGGAUCAAUUACUACGUGGGCGGCGAGAUUGUGACGAUUUCCCACCUGGACAGGACGAUGUAUCUGCUGGGUUACGUGCCGAAGGACAACAGGCUGUACCUGGGCGACAAGGAACUGAAUGUGACCAGCUUCUCACUGCUGCUGGCCGUGCUGGAGUAUCAGACGGCUGUGAUGCGGCGUGACUUUGAAACGGCGGAUCGCGUGCUGCCCACAAUUCCGCGUGAGCAUCGCACGCGCGUGGCGCACUUCCUGGAGAAGCAAGGCUUUCGCGAGCAGGCGCUCCAGGUGUCCACAGAUCCGGAGCAUCGCUUCGAUCUGGCGCUGCAAAUUGGGGCACUGCAGAUCGCGCUGGAGUUGGCGCGCGACUCGGACAGUCCGCAAAAGUGGGGCCAGCUGGCCGAGGCGGCGACGGCGAAGAAUGACUUUGAGCUGAUGCGAGAGUGUCUGGAGCGGGCGAAUGACUUCGGUGGGCUGCUCUUGCUGGCCACGUCCAGUGGCGAUGAUGCAAUGUUGCGCACCCUGGGCGAGAGUGGCACGCGCCAGGGGAAGCACAAUAUCUCCUUCCUCUCCAUGUUUCUGCUCGGCGACACUGAGGCGUGUCUGGACAUUCUCAUCAGCACGAAUCGCCUGCCUGAGGCGGCCUUCUUCGCGCGCACAUAUUUGCCGGAUAAGAUCUCGCACGUCGUACAGUUGUGGCGAGAGGAGCUGGGCAAGACAAACGAGAAGGCUGGCCAGAGUCUCGCCGAUCCGGCGCAGUAUGAAAAUCUCUUUCCCGGCAUGCACGACGCCGUGCGGACGCAGCAAUUCCUCCAGCAAUCGGAGAGCGGCGUCAUUCCUGCCGGCCGCGCGGCCAGUCUGCCGCUGAACAUCGACCGGAAUGCUGUGGCGGAGAUGAAGGCGGCCGAGGACAAGGGAGCUUUCGACUUCGAGCCCAGAAUGCCAGCUGAAGUGCCGCAAAAUGCUGCCACCGAGGGGAAUCUGCUGGAUUUCAGUGAUCAGCCGGCGGUGAGGGCGGUUCCGCCGGCGCCCAAGCGAAAAACCUCCCUGGAUGAGUUUGAGCUGGAAAUAGAGGGAAUUACGCUGGACGACAACAUUGACACAUCCGACGUGAACAUUGAUGAUGAUCUGAGCGAGUGAAGGAAGAUGAGGUUUUGCGGCCACAAAAGUCUUUAAGGCUCAUCCUGGUAUUUUAUGUAUUCCAUCUUAUCUACGAGACGUCAAGUUAUCUUUAUAUAGAGCAUGAAUUUGAAUAAAGAAGGAUCCAUUGAUCACGCAGUUGAAGCUUUAAGCAUCGCAAAA